Molecule: messenger RNA, 309 nt
Organism: Arabidopsis lyrata subsp. lyrata
Lineage: Eukaryota; Viridiplantae; Streptophyta; Magnoliopsida; Brassicales; Brassicaceae
Product: CLAVATA3/ESR (CLE)-related protein 18
Source: RefSeq, a predicted model, not a curated record
AUGUGUGACGGGCCGGAUUUCAAUACACUAAUCUUUUUCCUAAUAACGUCGUCGGUGGCUGCUAUUCUUGAAGUCCCAUCUUUGAUUGGAGUCGAGAGAAAGAUCCCAACAGGUCCGGAUCUUUUACAUAAUGCGCCUCAUCAUAAUCCUCAUCAGCCUUCACCAGGACAUCGUCAUUGGAUCGGAGUCGAGGAAAAAAAUAUCGAACGGUCUUGGAAUUAUGUGGAUUAUGAUUCUCCUCAUCUACAUAAACCUAUACAUAGUGCUCCUCAGCCUUCACCAUUAUAUCGUCAUUUGAUUGGAGUCUAG